Tachyglossus aculeatus (Australian echidna) is the source of this 951-nucleotide messenger RNA. Its product is annotated as olfactory receptor 6C3-like. The transcript has a single exon. Gene Ontology annotation, molecular function: G protein-coupled receptor activity; olfactory receptor activity. Gene Ontology annotation, biological process: G protein-coupled receptor signaling pathway. Bases 19 to 951 code for a protein of 310 amino acids. The record is from RefSeq and is a predicted model, not a curated record. Gene Ontology annotation, cellular component: membrane. NCBI's taxonomy places the organism in Eukaryota, Metazoa, Chordata, Mammalia, Monotremata, Tachyglossidae.
AGGAAUCACAGGUCAGUCAUGAGGAAUCACACGCAAGUGACUGAGUUCAUCCUCCUAGGGCUCACAGAUGACCCGGAGUUGCAAGGAGUGAUUCUCCUCUACAUGUCUGUCACAUACAUUCUGAGCAUCACCGGCAACCUGACCAUCAUCACCCUCACCUUGCUGGACUCCCGCUUCCACACCCCCAUGUACUUCUUCCUGCGCUGUUUCUCCUUCCUGGAGAUCUGUUUCACCUCCGCCUGCAUCCCCAGAUUCCUGGCUACCAUUGUCACCGGGGAUAGGAUGAUUUCCUACAACUGCUGUGCAACUCAGCUGUUCUUCUUCAUCUUUCUGGGGGCGACGGAAUUCUUCCUCCUGGCCGCCAUGUCCUAUGACAGCUACGUCGCCAUCUGCCGGCCUCUGCACUACACGACCGUGAUGAACCAGAAAGUCUGCACCCUGCUAGUCCUCUGCUCCUGUCUGACAGGGUUCCUGGUCAUCUUUCCUCCUCUCAUCCUUGGCCUCCAACUAGACUUCUGUGGUUCCGGAGCCAUUGACCACUUCUUCUGUGACGUCUCCCCUCUUCUCCUGCUCUCCUGCUCAAACACCGGGUUCCUGGAGCUGAUGGCUUUCAUCUUGGCCUUGGGGACACUACUGGUCACCUUGGUGUUAGUGGCCGUGUCCUACACAGCCAUAGCCCGCGCCAUCCUGAGAUUGCCCUCUGCUCAGCAGAAAAGAAAAGCCUUUUCCACCUGCUCCUCCCACAUGGUCGUGGUCUCAAUCACAUACGGCAGCUGCAUCUUUAUGUACAUGAAACCGUCCGCCAAGGACAGGGUGGACCUGACCAAGGGGGUGGCCGUGCUGAACACCUCCGUGGUCCCCAUGAUGAAUCCCUUCAUCUACACCCUACGGAACCAACAGGUGAAGCAGGCCAUCAGGGACCUGGUGCACCGAGUUGAAUUUUCCACCUAA